This is a messenger RNA of Mya arenaria, 1359 nucleotides long. Its product is annotated as caprin-2-like. Bases 1 to 684 code for a protein of 227 amino acids. The transcript is spliced from 2 exons. Gene Ontology annotation, molecular function: protein binding. The record is from RefSeq and is a predicted model, not a curated record. Lineage: Eukaryota; Metazoa; Mollusca; Bivalvia; Myida; Myidae.
AUGGCUUACCAGUUAACAAACCUAUUCCUCAUAUUGGUGGGCGUCUGUCUCACCGUCUCAUUUCCGUUGGAGCCGCAGUCGUGGUUCUCCCUAGUGGAGCAACUGCUCGAGAAAAUGGUGCGCAUGGAGCUCAAUGUGCAGGCCAUGCACAAGGAGAUGACGCAGGCACGUGACCAGGUUACUUCCGGUCUUAAUGACGUGGUUUCGAUGAAGCAGACGGUCGGGGCUCUGCAGACGUAUUUCACAGACAACAUGAACAAAUCAGACACUGUUGUGGCGUUCAACGCUCACACGAUUGUGGACAAGUCACUGGCUAAGGGUCAGGUCCUCGUGUUCAGCAAUCCUCUGUUCAAUAUCGGAGAGGCGUACGACAGCGGGGCUGGAAUAUUCACGGCACCCGUCUCCGGGGUCUACUUCUUCUCCGCACACUUCUGUCUUUAUAACACUAGAGCCUGGUACUACGCAUUCAUGAAAGAAAACGACGUCGUUGUGGUAAAGGGUUACAAGUAUGACGGUCAAGCUUAUGUGUGCGAGACGGCGAGCGCGGUGGUUCUCCUGUUGCAGAACGAGAGACUAUGGAUAGAGUGUCGAUCAGGAAGUACGGACGACCUGUUCCUCAGUGAUUCUUAUCGUAGAAGUUCCUUCUCUGGCGCCUUGCUUCACAGGGUCAUUGGAUACCCGUAGGGAAGUGAGGAUGGCACAUGCACGAACGGUGAAUAUCGUACAGGAAAACGAACAUUGUCGUGUGUUGAAGUGUUGCAGCAAGGCUCUGAUCUUUGGUAGUACCUACCUACUUACGUUUACCAGUGACUAAGUGUAAUAUACAGUUGGCAUAUGUGUGUUUUGAUAUCUGUCUUAAAUAACGAGACUCAAAGUUUGUAUUUAUUAAUCUUAAUCACAUUUACGUGUUAUGUUAAAAAGCUAUAAUGCAUAGUUUCUUUAUCAUCUAAAAGAUAAAAUGACAACUCAAUGUGUUACAUGCCGGCGGCAUACUGUUUGAAAUUACCAUUAAAGAUAGCAUACAAUACACCAGCUCAUAUAAAAAAUCAUGAACUGGAACGGAUACAUUUAACUUUAAAUAACUAAGAAAUAUAUCGAAUUGCACAUUUAGCCAUUGUACGCUCGCUUUUGUACUGAUUUCUAAUAAAUAUUUACAGAAUAAUGAGUGAAUUGUACAUGCAACUUCUCCGAGUCUUCCGGUGCUCAUACAAAAUACUGUUGGUUUCUUAUAAUGUAUUUACAACAUUUCGGUUUUCUUGUUAAUUACUGGGACCUCAGUUCUUACAAUGAACGAAUACGAUAUGUGUGUCGCUUAUUUGCAUUAACAUUCAUAAUUUGAUUCGAGAUUGAAAAAUACAA